This is a messenger RNA of Arabis nemorensis, 1644 nucleotides long. The record is from the annotation of a GenBank genome assembly. Lineage: Eukaryota; Viridiplantae; Streptophyta; Magnoliopsida; Brassicales; Brassicaceae.
AUGGAAGCUACGAGGAGCUUGGUUUCUUCAUCUCCUUCGUUUCAGACGAAAACCCAUCUCAAGAACAGCUACUCUUCUCCUUCCUCUGUAGUGAUGCUUCAUGAACAAACAGCAACUCCUGUAGUUAACUCACGUCAUCUCACUUCUCUAUCUCGACAUUUCCCUGCGUCGGUUCUCUCACAGGAGCCACGGGAAGAGUCUAGACCUCUCUCACAUGCGUUGAGAGAAGACAGAACAUCUCAGUUGACUCUGGAGAGGAAGCAGUUUGAUGAAUUGGUUUCAUCUGGUGAAGAUGAGAAAUUUGAACAGCAAUUGCUUCACUCUGCUGGUUUAUGGAAUUUGUUGAUAUCUCCUUUAACAGUUGAAAAGCAAUUGCCGGAAGCUGUAUCGACCUUAGCAGAUGCGGAGCCUUGUGAUGUGGUUGCACUAGCUCAGAAGGCUUUAUCAGCUUCAAAACAAGCUGCAUUGUUAGCUGAAGACACCGAAGCAGAUCCACCUGAUAACCCCGGGGAUUCUCUCUCCACUAGCUCUUCCAUGUCCUUACCAGAAGAGGGAACAAUAGUGAGAUCGAAGCGGCUACUGGAGAGACGAGCAAGGAACAGAAGGGCUCCAAAAUCAAACGAUGUGGACAAUGAGGGUAAUGUUCCUCAGAAAAUUAACGCCAAGAAGAAGAUGAAACAAGGGUUUGAUACGGAUGAUGCGCUCCAGCUCUUCUUGUGGGGACCUGAGACAAAACAACUUCUGACUGUGAAACAGGAAGCUGAGCUGAUAGCACAUAUACAGCAUUUGAUAAAGUUGGAGAAGGUUAAGACUAAACUUGAAUCUCAAAACGGCUGUGAACCAACAAUAGGGGAAUGGGCUGAAGCUAUGGGGAUAAGUGGCCCUGUCUUGAAAUCUGAAAUCCACCGUGGCAGAAGCAGCCGGGAAAAGCUGAUCACAGCAAAUCUGCGUCUCGUAGUCCAUAUCGCUAAACAAUAUCAGAAUCGCGGACUCAACUUUCAGGACUUAUUGCAGGAAGGAAGCAUGGGGCUAAUGAAGAGUGUAGAGAAGUUCAAACCACAAUCCGGAUGCAGAUUUGCUACUUACGCCUACUGGUGGAUUCGACAAUCCAUAAGGAAGUCUAUAUUUCAAAACUCGAGAACAAUCCGAUUGCCGGAGAACGUAUACAUGCUACUGGGCAAAGUAUCCGAAGCCAGAAAAACGUGUCUUCAGGAAGGAAAUUACCGUCCAAGUAAAGAGCAAAUUGCAGGCCACGUAGGAGUUUCAACAGAGAAGUUGGAUAAACUGCUGUACAAUACAAGAACACCUCUAUCAAUGCAACAACCCAUUUGGGCUGAUCAAGACACCACCUUUCAGGAAGUAACACCAGACAGUGGGAUUGAGACACCGGCAAUAAGCGUGGGGAAGCAGUUGAUGAGGAACCAUGUACGGAAUCUCCUCAAUGUACUGAGCCCAAAGGAGAGAAGGAUCAUCAAGCUAAGGUUUGGGAUUGAUGGUGGAAAACAGAGAUCAUUGUCGGAGAUAGGAGAGAUUUACGGAUUGUCGAAGGAGAGGGUAAGGCAGCUAGAGAGCCGGGCAUUGUACAGGCUUAAGCAGAACAUGAACAGCCAUGGACUCAAUGCUUAUGCUGAUUUGCUUAUCUAG